Molecule: messenger RNA, 9391 nt
Organism: Phascolarctos cinereus (koala)
Lineage: Eukaryota; Metazoa; Chordata; Mammalia; Diprotodontia; Phascolarctidae
Gene: ARHGAP42
Product: Rho GTPase activating protein 42
Biological process (GO): signal transduction
Cellular component (GO): cytoplasm
Molecular function (GO): GTPase activator activity; protein binding
Source: RefSeq, a predicted model, not a curated record
GGGUGGGGGUGAAGAGGGUAAAGGGGUAAAAGGGGCGGGGUGGAGCCGGGUAAGAGUGAAGCGGUCAGGGGGAGGGUCUGCGAGCCCGGGACACAAUUCGCACCACUCUCAGGGCUUGUGUCCGCUUGGGGGGAGGGUUUCCAACGCCCGAACAGUUGCAGUAGAGCAUUUCAGGGCUCACAUAGCAAAAGAUUGUCAGGAGAGAGGGAGACGGAGCGCGGAGGUGCCGGAAGUGUCUGCAAGCAGCCGCGGGGCCGCCGCCGCCGCCGCCGCCGCCGCCGCAGCAGCUACAGCAGCUGUAGCCGCCGUAGCCAGAGAAACUUUCCAGUUUUAGCCUAGGAGCCGGGAGACUGAGGAGCCCUCCAUGCCCCGGAGCAACAAUGCAACCAUAUGACAGCCACCUAAUUGGACCCACUCCUUUGCUAUCCGCCUGCACUUCCCCUCCCUCAUCCCCUCCGGUGGAGAUUGAGACAGGGGGGAACUGCUGUAAUCCCUGCAAAGAAGCGCCCCGAGGAGGUGCAGGAUCGGGGGAGGGGGGCCCCCAUUUUCUGUGCACCUUUCCCUGCGCGCUCUGGCCCUCCUCCUGCCGCCUUCCUGCUUCGGUUCUAGGUCUGUCCGGAGUUAGAUUCCCUAAUUGGCUUUCUUUCCUACUUGACCUGAAGAGUCCCAGGCUGCUGUCGCCGGCGUCGCGUCUGUGCCAUGGGGCUGCCCACUCUGGAGUUCAGUGAUUCCUACUUGGACAGCCCAGACUUCAGGGAGCGUCUGCAGUGUCACGAGAUUGAGCUGGAACGAACUAAUAAAUUCAUUAAAGAGCUCAUCAAGGACGGAUCUCUGCUUAUUGGGGCUUUGAGAAAUCUGUCCAUGGCCGUACAGAAAUUUUCACAGUCUUUGCAAGAUUUUCAGUUUGAAUGUAUUGGAGAUGCUGAAACUGAUGAUGAAAUUAGUAUUGCUCAGUCAUUAAAAGAAUUUGCUCGAUUACUUAUUGCAGUAGAAGAAGAAAGGAGAAGACUGAUUCAAAACGCUAAUGAUGUAUUAAUAGCCCCACUGGAAAAGUUUCGGAAAGAACAGAUUGGUGCUGCAAAAGAUGGAAAGAAGAAGUUUGACAAAGAGAGUGAGAAAUACUAUUCUAUUCUUGACAAGCACUUAAAUUUGUCAGCAAAGAAAAAGGAGUCUCAUUUGCAAGAGGCAGAUACGCAAAUUGACCGAGAACAUCAAAAUUUCUAUGAGGCAUCACUUGAAUAUGUCUUUAAAAUACAAGAAGUUCAAGAAAAGAAAAAAUUUGAAUUUGUUGAACCGCUUUUGUCUUUCCUUCAGGGAUUAUUCACCUUUUACCAUGAAGGAUAUGAACUGGCUCAGGAAUUUGCACCCUACAAGCAGCAGUUGCAGUUCAAUUUACAGAAUACAAGAAAUAAUUUUGAAAGCACUCGUCAAGAGGUAGAGAGAUUAAUGCAGAGAAUGAAAUCUGCAAAUCAAGAUUACCGUCCUCCAAGUCAAUGGACAAUGGAAGGGUAUCUUUAUGUACAAGAGAAACGACCUCUUGGCUUCACAUGGAUUAAACAUUACUGUACUUAUGAUAAAGGAAGCAAAACAUUCACAAUGAGUAUUUCAGAGAUGAAGUCCAGUGGAAAAGUGAACGGUCUUGUCACUAGCUCACCAGAGAUGUUUAAAUUAAAAUCUUGUAUCCGAAGAAAGACAGAUUCAAUCGACAAACGAUUCUGCUUUGACAUCGAGGUGGUUGAAAGACAUGGAAUCAUUACAUUGCAAGCUUUCUCAGAAGCAAAUAGGAAACUAUGGCUUGAAGCAAUGGAUGGAAAAGAACCGAUUUAUACUCUGCCUGCCAUUAUUAGCAAGAAGGAAGAAAUGUACUUAAAUGAAGCUGGAUUCAACUUUGUGAGGAAGUGCAUUCAAGCUGUAGAGUCUAGAGGUAUCACCAUUUUAGGGCUCUACCGAAUAGGAGGUGUGAACUCCAAGGUCCAGAAGUUCAUGAACACCAUAUUUUCUCCUAAGUCUCCUCCUGAUAUUGAUAUUGAUAUUGAACUGUGGGAUAAUAAAACAAUUACAAGUGGACUAAAAAACUACCUCAGGUGUCUCACUGAACCACUGAUGACUUAUAAGUUGCACAAGGAUUUCAUUGUUGCUGUUAAAUCUGAUGACCAAAACUACAGGGUGGAGGCAGUCCAUGCAUUGGUGCACAAAUUACCAGAAAAAAACAGAGAGAUGUUGGACAUCUUAAUAAGACAUUUAGUCAAAGUAUCACUGCAUAGCCAGCAGAAUCUCAUGACUGUCUCCAAUCUUGGAGUCAUCUUUGGUCCAACUCUGAUGCGGGCGCAGGAAGAGACAGUAGCUGCUAUGAUGAACAUCAAAUUCCAGAACAUUGUGGUUGAGAUUCUGAUAGAGCACUAUGAGAAGAUAUUCCAUACUGCACCAGACCCAAAUAUUCCUCUUCCUCAGCCUCAAUCCCGGUCGGGGUCCAGAAGGACAAGAGCCAUUUGCCUUUCGACAGGCUCAAGGAAGCCCAAAGGGAGAUAUACCCCAUGCCUGGCAGAACCAGAUAGUGAUUCAUACAGCAGCAGCCCAGAUAGUACACCUAUGGGUAGCAUAGAAUCACUCUCCUCUCACUCAUCAGAACAAAAUAGCACUACUAAGUCAGCUUCUUCCCAGCCACGGGAAAAAUCUGGAGGCAUCCCCUGGAUUGCAUCUCCACCACCUUCCAAUGGACAGAAAAGCUCAGGGCUCUGGACAACUAGUCCAGAAUCAAGUUCUAAAGAAGAUGCAUCCAAAACAGAUGUGGAAUCUGACUGUCAGAGUGUUGCAUCAGUUACUAGCCCAGGGAACAUUUCCCCACCAAUAGAUCUGGUCCAAAAGGGGCCUUAUGGACUAUCAGGACUGAAGAGAUCUGCAGCUUCCUCCCUCAGAUCGAUCACUGCAACUGAAGGAAAUAAAAGCUACAGUGGAUCCAUUCAAAGCUUAACUUCCAUAGAUUCCAAAGAGACACCCAGAGCGCCACCAAAUCCUGACCUUCCUCCAAAAAUGUGUAGGAGAUUGAGGUUAGAUACUACGUCAAGCAAUGGAUAUCAGCGCCCUGGUUCAGUAGUGGCGGCUAAAGCCCAACUGUUUGAAAGUGCUGGUUCACUUAAGCAGGUUUCUGCUGGACGCCAAGCUAAAGCCAUGUAUUCCUGUAAAGCUGAGCACAGUCAUGAACUCUCCUUCCCACAAGGGGCAAUAUUUUCCAAUGUCUACCCAUCAGUGGAACCUGGAUGGUUAAAAGCAACUUAUGAAGGCAAAACAGGACUAGUUCCAGAAAAUUAUGUUGUCUUCCUCUAAUUACAGUUAGUAGAUGGCAGUAUCUUCAUGGUAUCCAUGGUAACAAUAAUAAUUAUAAACGCUAUGAUUUUAUCUGACACAGAUACGGGGAUCAGCCCACUCAAUGAAAAUGGUUGAUUUCUGUCAAGUUCUUUACUGGCAGUUUGUACAGCAGCCCCGUCAUUGAAACAAAAUGUAUUUAAAUUGUUGGCCUGUCUUUUCAAACUAGCACUCUGUUCAAAUGACUUGCUUUUUGAUAAAGAGAAACCAUACACCUUUUUUUUUAAACAUAACAGUGGCAGAAUUGGAAAUAGAAAUACUGAGUUGGUCAUCCAGUCCAGGCAACUUAUAGCCCAAGAAACUGCUACAAGAUUUUUGGGAGUCCUGACCAAAUAUAUUCAUCCGUAACCCACUGCUCCCUGAAGUAUCUAGAAAUCACGUGUCAUAAUAUAAUUUAAAUUGUAUAUUUUUGUCUCUUGGAAAAAAAAAGGUAUUGAGUUGACUUUUCUUUAUACUUCACUUUUUGCUGGUCCUUAGCAUUUCAAGGAAGUAGAUUUGCAACAUCACUUUAUGUUUAUUUGUUAUCUGAGGAGAUGAUAAUAUUCAUAUGCAAUAAUGCGUGUUGUCUAUGUAAAUGAGGCCAAAUUAGGUUAUACACUGAUCCAGAAUGUGAUUAUUCUCUCUCAACAGCUUCUUAAUUUUAUCUAUUUUACUACCAAAAGCCCCUUGAGAAUAGGGACUGUGGCUUAUUUAUCUUGGAAUUUAUCUUAGUGUGUUGCACAUAGUAGGCACUCAAUAAAUUUUUUUUUAAUGGAUAUCUCCUUUACUUCUAGAUUUUUACCCCUUUGUAUAAAUAUAAUUAUAAAAAAAAUUUAUUUAUAUCCUGCUUGAGGUCUGAUAGGGGCUCUUCACAGAAACAAUUCUAAAGCCAAUAAAACACCAAUUAGAUGUGACUACACAAUAUAAGCCAAUUAUAUAUGAACACACAAUGUAAAAACACAGACCCAGAUGCCACAUAACAUUACUAUAAGAUUUCAAAAUGCCUUAUGACUGUUGGAGUUAUUUUUUCUGAGUUUUUUUCUACAGAUGACACAGGUCUUCUGUGAAGACAUUAGAUGGGCAAGCUAUAUAUUCUAAAGAUUAUACUGAACUGAAAAAGAAAUAUAAAGCCAUAUACUGUUUAAAUUGGGUUAUCUUAGCUUCUUCCAUCUCUCUUGCACUACAGUAGUAUCUGGGGCUUGGUAAUCUUUUAUAUCAUUUUGUUUGUAAGCUUUAUUUUCUUGGGGAUUGUAUUGAAUUGUCAAUGAGUACAAAUCAGAAAGGAAAGUAUUGGCUUAUCAAGUUUAGAAUUAGAUAUCUAGCACCUUAUGAAGCAUACAAUUGCCUCUUGUUUUGCAGAAAUGGUUGUCCUUGCUAUAUGUUGGUCCUUAGAGCUCUUCUCUUCACUAUGGAGAGAUAUCUCAAGGAUUCUUCCACCUAGCUGACUCAUGGAAGCAGGGAACAAGGCCAUGACCCCAGCCAAGCUUGGUGAAUUUGCCGUAUUAUUUUGCUGGCAAUAUCAAUAUUUCCCACAGGCAGAGAUAAUAAGGUGUUGACUGGGUGGAUCUCACUCUAUAUUAUCAUUGGUGAUCUUGGUCUGUUGUAAAGUGACUUUCCUAAGGCAAACAGGAUAAAAUAUACUCAAUUGCAGAAAAGCUAUGCCAAAAAAUACUUAGGCUUUUAAAAUUGAAAAUGGAAUAAAGGUUUACAAUUGAAAAGAGAGAGAGAGAGAGAGAGAGAGAGAGAGAGAGAGAGAGAGAGAGAGAGAGAGGAGAGACACACACACAAACAGGAGACAAAAUGUUCAUGGCUGGAAAGCAAGUGUGUUUGGUAAAAGAUGAAUGCUACAGACAUAAUGAUUUUGUAAUAUUACAAGAAUCAGUGCUGACAGUGUUUUAUAAAACAUGUAAUUGCUGAGACAUCAUGGGACCAGGAAUCACAAGACCUAGCUUCUAAUCCUGGUUCUGAGUUGUCUUACGUUGGGGAACUUAAGCAUUUAAACCCCUCUGGGACUUUGUUACCUCAUUUGUAAAAUGAUAAAAUCCUUUUUUGCACUAAAUCCUGAAUCUUGUUUAAUGACACUAACAUCAGCAUCAACAUUAAUAACAUUAUAUUCCUUGUAAAGAAUCCAUGUAAGUACAUGAAUACCAUUUGGUUUCAUUUUCUCAUUUGCCCAUAGCCCCUUGUUAAGCAUGCAGGGACUCUUCACUCUCUGUUACUGACAUCUACUGUUGCUUUCUCUGCCCUGUAUCAAGUUUUUCCUUACAGCGCCUUUCUGAUGAGAGCAAUGUUUGUAAUGUAUUCUUUGCUCAUUUUCUGGAACAAUAAUUUCAAUAACAAUUAUAAUUAUUUCCCUGUGUAUUAAAUAUCUUACCAGUAUCGUGACCUGGAUCAAAAGUUUUAAUCCUCUUGAUAUUCUUGCAUGUUUAUGAUAUACUUUAGUCAUACAUGACAUAGUCGCAUUUUAUAGCCCUUCCUUCAUUUGCCAAAAAGUAGUCAUGGGUUAUCUCUUUUGAUUCACUUAAAAGUAACUUGUGAAAAUCUCUUUUGAACAUACAUAUCCCAUAAUGCAAGAAAGUCUCUUCAAGUGGGUUAGUUUGUUCUUUCCCCAAGGCCAUCUUUCCUUUAAUAAAGGAUUCAGAACUGAAAUGUGCCUGCUGUUCAGUCAAGAAAUCUCAGCCUACUUUUGAUUUUAAACACAAACCAAAUGUCAUCACAUUCAAAUUCACUGUAACAUAAUUGAAGUGUAGUAGGGCUUAAUGGGUCAUUUUUGAACUUGGUUCGUAUGAGGGUCGUGCACUACCAGGCGAAAGGUUGCAGCCAGCUUUCUUUCUUGCUAAUGGAGCUUCAUAGUCUGCUGCUGUUCUUUCUCUGUACAUUUUCCUAACUAUUUUAUAGACUUAAUGUGCUUAUUCAUAAUAUGCUACACCUUAGCGAUUUCAACCUGGUUGCUCUGUCCCAGCAGCUGAACUUUCUUCAUCUUUAUUGCUCGCAAAAUCAGAUCUGUUUUCCAAAGCCAUGUUGCAAAUGAGACUAAAGUGUCUAAAGAGCAAGGCUACAUGAAUUGCAUGACUCCAAGUAUCAGGGAAAUCUGAAAAUUAUAGAACAAGAAAUAGUGAUGUGGAGGCAGCCAGGCACAGAGUGACCUUGAAGUUUGGAGUACCUGGUUUCAGGUCCUGCCUCUUGACACAUGGUGGCCACCUAACCACAGAUGCAUCACUUAACUUCUAUGUCCCAGUCAACUCUCUGACUAUAAGUUAUAGUUGCCGGUAUACGUGUUUGGGGAGUUUUCCCCAGAGUUCCUUGUAAUGAUAAAUUGGAGUUCCCUACACCACGGCUGUCAAACUCAAACAGAAAUAGGGUUAUAUGUAUAUAGCAAUCCCUUUGGGCUACUUACUGACUUUGAAAAACACAUUAUCUAUGUUCUAUUGUCUUUCUUUGUUGUUGUUGUUGUUAAAAACAUCCUAAUUACAUUUUAAUCUGGUUGGGCUGCACUCAGGAGUGUUACGGGCCAUGUGUGUGACACCUCCGCCCUAUACCAAUGAAGUAAUGGAUCUGGACCAAUGAUAACGUAGUCCCAAAAUUGGUGAUCCAGGAAGUAAUUUUAAUAGAAUUUGAAAAACAUCUCACUUAUAAGCAGAGGCAUGUGACUACAAUAAAAUUGUAUUUUUCAGUUUUUGUAAAUGCUUUGUGGUUUAACCAUAACAACGGUUGGUUGCCUAGUAAUCAUUGUGAAAUUGGCAUGUGUCACUUAUUUAUGACGUGUGCAAAGUAUCUCCAUGCAAACUCUGUGUCUCUCCUACAUGUAGCUGUUUUUCUUAUGUCACUACACCCUGAAAGUAUAAUUCAGUAGAACUAACAAAUAGUCCAAAAUAGUACUGUAUUUUGUGACAGGAGAAUGUCCAAAGUCAGUCUUAUCUUUGCCUAGAGGUCUCUUUAGCCAAAAGAUAGCUGACUACUUUCUCUGCGAGUUUGUUGCAAGUAUUUUUGUUGUUUAGGUAUGCACCGUCUUACUGUUCUGUGUUCCCAGAAGUGGAAUGGUUAUCAUUAACCAAAUUAGAUUUCUUGAUAAUCUGUAUCCUUUCUUAUCCUGUACUACUCUUUUCUUAUCCUAUCCCUACCCCUUUGUAGAAGCCAGGGAGAAAAAUCCUCACCUAAUAAUUCACCAUUAAUCCCUCUUAAACUGAGGAAAUAAAGAUACCAUAUGUUUUUUUUCCUUAUAUUAUAGACCACUAUUUAAUUUCAAAUAUUUAAGUUUUAGAGAAAUACUAGCAUUAUCCCUGAAAGCCAUCAUUUCACUUCUGUGACAUACUCCCUGUCUACAGUGUUCAUGGCGUUUGGUGACAAAGACAUAGAACUCUGACUAUGGAUGUAACUUCAGAAUGACUUUAUAGACUGCAGAGCCCCAAAAGUAUCUAAUCACAUAAUUAUGUUUUAUAGGCACAGAAGCCAUAGCACUCAAUUCUUAUGUGUACACAGUAUACAUUUACUUUGGUUUCACAACUAUAUUUGAAACUUACCUAUGGUAAUCAUAGACUAACUUUUAGAUAGAUGUUCCUCAAACCAAAAGUCUCCCCAAAUGAAUUCAUAUUCAUCUUUAAAAAAAAUCCAGACUUUUCUAUGAAAGACAUAUAACAAGGCCCAGGCACAUUAAGUGAUUGAUGUGUAUUAAUGUCCAAAUCAGUGGUACGUGGUACCUGUGAUCACAUUCCUAGUGGACAUUAACGAUUGCACACCUGACCCCAUCACCACACAAAAUGUCCUAAUACUGAAAACAGUGGAUUUUCUUUGAUAGUAGCUUCACAAGAACCUAUGCACAUUCAGAUAUACACAAGAGCUUUUGAAGAAAACAUUAUGGCUGAUUUUAUACAAGGUUGUUAGAUGUUCUUUUCUCUCUCUCUCAAUAAAUUAUGCCAAAAUUAAUACAUUAGGGGCAUUAUCUCAGGAUGAAAGGCAGAAAUGAUUUGAACUUAGCCAAAUCUUUGAAAGCCAUUUUGUGGAAAAUUUCUUCCAAAUGCGCGCGCGCGCACACACACACACACACACACACACACACACACACACAUGAUUAGAGCAUGACAAUGACCAAUUUUCCUUGUCCCUCUUUGAGGUUAGUUUUCUAUGACUAAUACAGAGAAAAAUGCAGGUUGUGCUUGUACCAACCUGUUUCAAACAACAGAGGUAAUUUUCUAUUCUAAGCAUCUAAUUGUUUUAUUUCAAUGAAUUUAUUCUUUCUAUAGCAUGAGCCACUGCAGGUAUUAAAAAACCACCUGUAUUGUUAGCUGAGUUAGACAUCUCCCUUCUCAUUCUGACUUCAUUGGCUAACUUUGGGCAAUUACAUAACAGAAAUCAUGGUUGCCUUUGUUUCUAAAAGAGGCUUUCCCUUUGAGAUAUAGAGUGCUCAGUUUUGUUUUGCAGUUUUUAAUGUCCCCCAAAUUAAUGGGAUUUCCCCCAUAUGUGGCCCCAUGUCAGGAGUUAUAUAUCUACUUUUGCUAUCUUCCACAGUGCUUCUUCCCUAAUUGAAGACACCACACCAACUUCCACAGAUUGUCAUAAUACUUCCUGCACAUUAUACUCGGGGUCAGCAGUAAUCCUUAGCUACUGGUGUCUAAGACUGCAAAAUUGAUCUUAAACUCUGAGGUGAAACCUUUGCAAUGCAAGGUCAUGGUUUGGCAGGGAAGAUGACAGGGUUUCCAAUUCAGAAUCCUAUUUAUAGUUUUUAUUUUGGAGGUACUGGAGUUUUAAUCACUCCUAAAUGUUUAGAUACUAUAUUUCAGUCCUAGGAAUUUCUCUACAGCCAUUUAUUAACGUGACAAACUGUAAUAUUGUAUGUGAGGAAAAAAAAUGUACUCCAGUAAAUUAUCAUAAUGCAUUUUUUGUUUAUUUUGUAGUGUUUCUGUAUUUAUCUGCACUUUGUAUAUAUACAAACACACAUGUAAAUAACCUGAUUAUCUCUAAUCUAAAUGGUCACAGUACCUUUGUUGUACUUUUACACUGUAUUUCAUGAAUUUAAAAAUACUUUAAAAUAAAUGACAUAUGCACAUUUUAA